Penicillium angulare is the source of this 729-nucleotide messenger RNA. Its product is annotated as CAZyme family GH72. The coding region runs from base 1 to 729 and encodes 242 amino acids. Gene Ontology annotation, cellular component: cytoplasm; fungal-type cell wall. The record is from RefSeq and is a predicted model, not a curated record. The transcript has a single exon. Gene Ontology annotation, biological process: fungal-type cell wall (1->3)-beta-D-glucan biosynthetic process. NCBI's taxonomy places the organism in Eukaryota, Fungi, Ascomycota, Eurotiomycetes, Eurotiales, Aspergillaceae. Gene Ontology annotation, molecular function: 1,3-beta-glucanosyltransferase activity.
AUGUUUGCCGCCUCGCGUUUCAAGCUACCUACUGAUCUUUUGAGCCCAGGGUCUCAACUCGCGGUAACCCCGGACCUGAAAGCAGCUGCCCAGUAUAUGAAAGCAUACACUGCCGCUCGACAGUAUCGAAACAUUCCCAUCGGAUAUUUUGCAGAGGUAAUGGAGCCGAGUCUAGGAUCCCUGGUAGAGUAUCUUGCCUGUGGAGACAACAGCAGCGAAGCCAUUGACUUCUACGCAAUCAAGGACUCCAGCUUCAGUCUAUGUGCGGAAAGAAUUUCCAGUUCCGAAUAUUCACUGUUGGCCUCUCAUCUACAAAAUGUGUCAAUUCCAAUAAUUUACUCGCAAGAUGGCUGUUUCAUGGAUAAGUCUCUGGACUUUGCCGAGCAGCAGAUCAUAUUUGGAUCGAAUUUGUCAAACAUCAUAAGUGGUACGAUAGUUGACAACUGGCGCGAGCAAGACGGCGAAGAGGGUUAUGGACUAGUCAACUAUACAGCAACUGGAGCAGCGAGCACACCGACAACGCUUAAGGACUAUGUAAAUUUACAAAGUCAGUGGGACGAAGUAACUUGGAAUACUGACCCUCCUUCGACGAUAACGCCAACCAUCAUGCCAUUCUUCAAGCAGUGGAAUCUGGCCCGUCAAUGCAGAUGCCACAUUGCCAACGAUUGCCGAUCUCGAUUUCGCGACCAUAGGCAAUGCUCCUAUCAGUGUCGCUGCGACUGGCACUAG